UGAUACAUCCGGUUCAAAAGGAAAACAGUCCUGUGUUUCUUCAUAUUUUGUUAUCGUAAUGCGUAGCAAAUACUAAAAAUGAAUAGACUCAGUUCAAUUUUUAAGACUAUUAUGUCCGUCGAAAGGCUAAAACCUCUUACAAACCACAGAUUUUUCAAGUCAAGAACAUGGGAAACCGGUGUUCCAAUGUUGGUUUUUAUAUUUGGUAGUUAUAUUUGGUUGUAUCAGUUUCAUAAACUGAAAUAUGAAAGAGGCAAGGUACAAAAACUUUCUGAGAAGGCUGAACUUAAUAUUGGUAGAUCAUUAAAGACCGAGGAUCUUGAAAAAGUAUAUAAUGAUGUAAUGGAAAAAUAUGACAUUCACGAUUGGCAGAAUAUCCGUGGUCCUAGAGAAGGUGAAAAUUCUAGAGAAAUGCAGGCAGAACAAAGAAGACAAUUUGGAACUUUACAGAAAAACACACUGAAAGACAGCUCUUUAAUGGGAAAUUUAAAGAAUAAAAAAAAUGAAUAGAAAAAACUUUUU
Messenger RNA from Mytilus trossulus (common blue mussel), 522 nucleotides. RefSeq names its product cytochrome c oxidase assembly protein COX16 homolog, mitochondrial-like. Lineage: Eukaryota; Metazoa; Mollusca; Bivalvia; Mytilida; Mytilidae. The record is from RefSeq and is a predicted model, not a curated record. Gene Ontology annotation, cellular component: mitochondrial inner membrane. The transcript is spliced from 4 exons. The coding region runs from base 79 to 510 and encodes 143 amino acids. Gene Ontology annotation, biological process: mitochondrial respiratory chain complex IV assembly.